AAUCAAAAUCAAAAUCAUAAUCAUCCAUCAGCCACCUGCCCACCUGCCCACUUGCCCACUUCCCGGCUUCCCCACCUCCCACUGCCAUUUCGGAAUAGCGAACAAUGUAGAUGCAGUUGAAGAUGAAGAAGAUGCCACCCGUAAUCUCCAGGAACUCGAGGCUUUACAGGAAGAGAGGAAAACCACCUGUACAGCUCGCUCCUUUAUAGUUAGUAUCUCUUUCUCUCGCUUCUUCCUUGUUGGUUGGUGUCUUCUUUUUAAGGGGUUUUAUCACCUCCAUUAUUAUAUGGAGAUUUAAUUCGAGGAAGCUGGAACCCAAGGACGGUCUUCUGUCAUUUUUUUCCUGAUAAAUGUAUUUUACGAUGUUUCGUAAGUGAAGGCUGGAAAAACCAAGACAGGUAUAUAUUUGGUCUUUAUCCUGCAUCCUUUUCAUCUCACUGAUCUAAAAUGGGAGGAGUUCUGGGAAAGGGAGAGUCUUCCAGAAAGGGUUGGAUUCCAGAAACAAAGCUUGAAGCCAAAAUGGUUGAAGUAAUGCAGAGAAGGGCAUCUGAAGGAACAAGAAUGAAAUCAUUCAACAGCAUAAUCCUGAAAUUCCCAAAAAUUGAUGAGAGCUUAAGAAAGUGCAAGACAAUUUUUGAGCAAUUUGACACGGAUUCAAGCGGCACAAUAGAUCCAGAAGAGCUGAAACAUUGUUUUCAUAAUCUGGAGAUACCUUUCACUGAGGAGGAGAUCAGUGAUCUCUUUGAAGCAUGUGAUAUCAAUGAGAACAUGGGUAUGAAGUUCAACGAGUUCAUUGUUCUUCUCUGCCUCGUCUAUCUUCUGAAGGAGGAUCCAGCAGCUCUUCAUGCUAAAUCACAGAUGGGAUUGCCAGAUCUGGAGGCGACGUUUGAAACGUUAGUUGAUGCAUUUGUUUUCUUGGACAAGAAUAGAGAUGGCUAUGUCAGCAAAAAUGAGAUGGUGCAGGCCAUAAACGAAACUAGUUCAGGGGAACGCUCUUCUGGUCGAAUAGCAAUGAAGAGAUUUGAGGAGAUGGACUGGGAUAGAAAUGGAAUGGUGACCUUCAAGGAGUUUCUUUUUGCCUUCACAAGUUGGGUUGGGAUCGAUGACGUUGAUGAAGAUGGAGCAGAGAGUUUAAAUUGAAAUCAAACAAUUGUGGGGGCACUUUCCCUACACUUGGUAGUGGUACUACGAGCUGGUUAUUACUUAAGAGUGGUCAAGUUCUGGUGUAAGGUUGUAGUUUGAAUUUCCAAUAAUGGACUAAUAAAACAUCCAGAAUCAGUACCACUAAUUCUCCUCUUAUGUUUUCUGAAUUUCAUUGUAAAUAUUCUAAAACUAGUAGAACUCAGCAGAGUCACAAUAAGAGACUAUAUAAACUUAUUCAGUGGAUUCUAGAA
This is a messenger RNA of Macadamia integrifolia, 1394 nucleotides long. RefSeq names its product probable calcium-binding protein CML21. Gene Ontology annotation, molecular function: calcium ion binding. Bases 448 to 1140 code for a protein of 230 amino acids. Lineage: Eukaryota; Viridiplantae; Streptophyta; Magnoliopsida; Proteales; Proteaceae. The record is from RefSeq and is a predicted model, not a curated record. The transcript is spliced from 5 exons.